AUGUUAUCUAAAAAUGUUGACUACUUUGAUGGGCUUCGCACAUUCCCUCGUGAUGCCAAUGCGCUGCGUCACCACAGCGCUCGCCUGAACUACACGCUGCAGAAACGGUACAACAUCCCGUCGGAGGUGGCAGAUUUGGCGCUCCAGCCACAGAACACGGAGGAUUUUGAUCAUUACUACCGAAAGCAGGUGAUGCGCAUAAUGGCUCACUUCAACGCGAUGACACAGAGACAAGUAAAGGUGAAGGUGGAUCCUCGUUUGCCGAGGGGGAUGCAGAUAAUCCGCGGCAGCAAUGCGACUGUGCCACCAAAGUCUGGGAAGACGGAGAAGACGAUGUCAGACUGGCGUGCUGCUGCCGCAUCCCCGUCGGCAAAAGUGAACAAAGCCGUCUCGGACCACCACAAGGAUUUGGAUGGGAUGGAGGCAAACCGUAUGAUAACUCAUCUACAGCCAGAGGGGCAGCAGACACCGCAAGGUGUCUCACCGGUUCUUGCAGCGAUGAUGUGCGGCCACACCGUAACGGACGGGAAGGCCACCGUCUCAUCAGACGACCGCUCUACCGUUAUUCAAUCGUCGACGAAAAAGUCAUGUAGGGAAGUCCUUUUUGGCACCCCGCCGGAGUUUAAAGGAUUUACUGCGCUGAUGGAGGCAUCCCCGGCGGAUUCCUUGAUGAGUAAGUCACCUCUGCUUUUUUGA
This is a messenger RNA of Trypanosoma cruzi, 696 nucleotides long. RefSeq lists its product as uncharacterized. The record is from RefSeq and is a predicted model, not a curated record. Bases 1 to 696 code for a protein of 231 amino acids. The transcript has a single exon. Lineage: Eukaryota; Euglenozoa; Kinetoplastea; Trypanosomatida; Trypanosomatidae.